AUGCUACAUCUCAAAGUCCAGUUUUUGGAUGAUUCUCAGAAGAUCUUUGUGGUUGAUCAAAAGUCCUCCGGGAAAACAUUAUUUAACCUGAGCUGCAACCACUUGAACCUUGCAGAAAAGGAAUAUUUUGGACUGGAUUUCUGGAGCCCUGCAGGGCAUGCUGCCUGGCUGGAACUCCUCAAGCCCAUCACGAAGCAGGUUAAAAAUCCUAAGGACAUUCUUUUCAAAUUUAUGGUGAAAUUUUUCCCAGUGGAUCCGGGUCAUCUGAAAGAAGAGCUGACGAGGUACCUGUUCACCCUUCAGAUCAAGAAGGAUCUGGCCUGCGGAAAACUCCCUUGCAGUGACAACAGUUCAGCUCUGAUGGUGUCACAUCUUCUGCAAUCCGCGCUGGGUGAUUUUCAUGAAGAAAUGGACCGAAAGCACCUGGAAACACACAAAUACUUACUGAACCAAGAGGAUCUGAUGAACAGCAUCAUGCAUUACCAUAAGAAACACAUGGGCAAAACUCCUGCUGAAUCAGAUGUGCAGCUCCUGGACAUAGCAAGGAAACUGGAAAUGUAUGGGAUCCGACCCCAUCCUGCAAGCGACGGAGAAGGGACCCAGAUCAACUUGGCAGUCACGCACAUGGGGGUGCUGGUUCUGCGGGGGAACACCAAGAUUAAUACGUUCAACUGGUCCAAAAUCCGCAAACUGAGUUUCAAACGGAAGCAUUUCUUGAUCAAGCUCCACGCCAACGUUUCGGCUUUCUGCAAAGAUACACUGGAGUUCACCAUGGCGAGUCGGGACAGGUGCAAGGCCUUCUGGAAGAUGUGUGUGGAAUACCACGCCUUCUUCCGCCUCUCCACGGAGCCAAAGUCAAAGCCCAAAGCUUUUCUUUGCAGCAAGGGCUCCAGUUUUCGUUACAGUGGAAGAACCCAAAGGCAGCUGCUGGAACACGGGACCAAGGGGAAGCAGAAGAGCUUGCCGUUCGAGAGGAAACGCUAUUCCUCUUGGUACCAUGACAGGCAAUGCCGGUCCUCCCCGGAUCUCCUAACAGAUGUUUCCAAACAAAUGGAGGACUUGCGGCUCGUCUACGGCACCAUGGGAGGCUAUUAUGGUACAAAUGGCAUCCACACUUCUGAACCCAUGCUAGACCAUCGGCGGAGGAACUCGGCAGUGGAGGUGAUCUUUGCAGAUGAAUUAGAGCGGUCUAAGCCUGAAGCCGAUCCAACGCUGCUGCUGCCCCACUCUCAGAGCAGCUCUGCCUUCCCGGUGGUCUACGCGGAGCUGGAACGUGAUUGGGAACCAGCCAGUAUCUAUGGGCAAAGGAGCCCCAUGACGUCUUUCCAGCCCAGCUCCAAGCUUGGUGGCAACACCAAGAGCACUUCUAUGAGCAACGUGAGAGACCUGAGUCCAAGGCAGCAACUUAUGUACACCGAUGUCCCCUACAUGGCAGCUUCCAAUCAACAGCUGGACAUGGCUUCUCCACCAGUGCUCUUCUACAUGGACAGGCCACCUCAGUACCCCAGAGGUCCUACCAUUGACCAUGCCGAGGAAAGAGUGGUUGAGGUAAACACCUGUGAGACACCCAUGAAGCCACAAAGAAAUCCAGGGGCAACCCAGACCAAGUCAAUGGAGCAUAAGACCCUGCCCCAGACUACCUACAUGAGCAACCUUAGCAUGGAACAAGAUGACGAUGAGAGUGUCUUUGAUUAUAGUGUUCAGGAGGUUCCCAAAAGAUCUUGGAGCCAGGCUGAUGUCAAAGCCAUCAGAUUCCCUUGUGGCUCUGAGUUCCGCCCUCUAGGCCCAUGCCCUGUCUUGACCAGCAGAAAGAUUGACCUCUUGCAAUGCAUGCUAGCCCAGCAACCAUUUCCAGAGCCUCCCGGAGUCCAGCGAACCAUGGAACGCUAUGCGGGCAGUGGGACCGAAUCCAGUGACUCUGAUUCGGACCUCCUCCCAGACUACUAUUCACUCUAUGGGCAAGUUCUCAAAAGACCCAGGGUGCGGAUCCACCUGUCUUCAGGGAGCCUUCAGCUUGAGGGCGAUGAAUCUCUGGUUCCUGCCACCAUUGACGACACUGACAGCGCAUCCAAUUAUUUUAUGUAGGCAACAAAACAAUGGCACAGGUCUAAAGUAUAUGGCGUAUUGCUAGAUUUUUCAGGUAGGAUAUUUGCAAAUAAAAACACUGUCAAAUCCAUUGACACGGAUCUGUUAAAGGAAAAGUAGAAUUGGUUUUAUAUAUCAGGUUUUUUUUCCCUAAAGGGACAAUUCCAAUGAUCUAG
Messenger RNA from Python bivittatus (Burmese python), 2261 nucleotides. RefSeq names its product FERM domain containing 7 (gene FRMD7). Gene Ontology annotation, biological process: regulation of neuron projection development. Gene Ontology annotation, molecular function: guanyl-nucleotide exchange factor activity. Lineage: Eukaryota; Metazoa; Chordata; Lepidosauria; Squamata; Pythonidae. Gene Ontology annotation, cellular component: cytoskeleton. The record is from RefSeq and is a predicted model, not a curated record.